Molecule: messenger RNA, 2087 nt
Organism: Dioscorea cayenensis subsp. rotundata (Guinea yam)
Lineage: Eukaryota; Viridiplantae; Streptophyta; Magnoliopsida; Dioscoreales; Dioscoreaceae
Product: transcription factor EGL1
Exons: 9
Coding region: 228-1943 (571 amino acids)
Molecular function (GO): protein dimerization activity
Source: RefSeq, a predicted model, not a curated record
AUAAUAAUAUAUAUAUACAUGCACACAGUGUGUUGUAUGAGAGAGAGAUAAUUGGUGGUCCUAGUGUCCAAGUUAUACAAGCUAAAAUUUGCCACAUGUGUGACCAAUGACAUGCAAGGACCUUCUCAUCCUGUAGAACACACAUUCAUUUAAUUAUUUUUCCUUUGCAUGCAUUGUUUGAAAUGAAACAACACAUCUGAGCAGGAGUUUUAGCUCCAUUAUUUGCUAUGGAUGUUGGAUUUGAGUGCCAGGAAGAUGAGAUUCAAGGGAACUUCAGGAAACAACUUGCUGCUGUUGUUAAGACUCUUCAAUGGUGCUAUGCAAUCUUUUGGGCUCACUCAAGUUGUCAGAAAGGAUUGUUAGUUUGGAGUGAUGGAUACUACAAUGGAGACAUUAAAACAAGGAAAACAACUCAACCUAUGGAACUUCAAGCAGAUCAAUUGGGUAUCCAGAGAAGUGAGCAAUUACGAGAAUUGUAUGAAUCUCUUUCGGCCGGCGAGAGCAGUCCGCCGGCAAGACGACCUUCUGCUUCAUUGUCUCCAGAAGAUCUCACUGAUACAGAGUGGUAUUACUUGGUCUGCAUGUCAUUCACGUUCACUUCAGACGAUGGAAUCCCCGGGAAAAUCCUCGAUGACAAUCAGCCUAUCUGGUUGAACAAUGCACAAUUUGCCGACAGCCAAACAUUUUCCCGGUCUCUUCUCGCAAAGAGCGCAUCAAUCCAGACAGUAGUUUGUUUUCCCUUCAUGGAUGGAAUUCUAGAGCUGGGCAGCACAGAAAUGGUUCCCAAGGAUCCAGAUCUAGCACAACAGAUUAUAACAUCCUUUUGGCAGUUCACAAACCCAGUUAUCUCUGAGCAAUCAAUAUCGAGCCCCCAGUUAGAUGAUAACCUUGUGGACGCAGAUUUCGAUCAUGAUGAUGUUGAUACAAGAGCUUUGGAAUAUCCCGAUGUUUCUGAAUGUCUGACUCCAAACAACCAAAAUGAAUUGAGAACAAGCUCCCUGAGUGACAGCAUAGACGAGUAUCUACAGAAUCAAGACAUUGAGAACCAACAUUUGAUGGACAAUGAAUGCAGCAACGCCGAUUGCAUUUGCAUUCCGGUUGAUUUCACAACCAAUGGAACUCACUACACAAAGACUCUUGCUGCAAUUUUAGGAAACCCGAAGCAACAAGAGGGGAUAACAUCAUCUUUACACGUGAAUGUCCCCAAAUCAACCUUCAAGAUUUGGAGAGGAGCAUCAACAUCUCAAGCAACUCUCAGUGCCAUUCCUCAAAAGAUGUUGAAAAAAAUAAUUGUUAAUGUUACAUGGAAUUCCGGCCUACAGAAUGGGAUUCACCAAACUGAAGGUGAUGAUGCAAGUGCAAACCAUAUGUUAUCAGAGAGAAGACGACGAGAAAAACUCAACGAGAAGUUCAUCAUUCUCCGAUCACUUGUACCUUCAAUCAGCAAGUUUGAUAAAGCAUCAAUAUUAGGCGACACAAUAGAGUACCUGAAAGAGCUGGAGAGAAGAGUUGAAGAGCUUGAAUCAAGCAGAGAGUUGAUGGAUGCUGAAGCUAGAGAAAGACCAAAACACCCAGAUGUAUCAGAGAGGACAUCGGACAAUUAUGGUGCACACAACGCCAGUAAAAAGCGAAAGGCUUGCAUCGUCGAUGAGCCUGAAACUGAACAACACCAUUGGGUUUUAUCCAAAGAUGGUCCAGUUGAUGUCAAUGUUACGCUAAUGCAGAAGGAUGUGGUAAUUGAAAUGCAUUGUCCUUGGAGAGACUCUCUACUUUUCGACAUCAUUGAAGCCAUGAACAAUCUUGAUCUGGACAGCCAUUCACUGCAGUCAAACACAGAAGAUGGUAUUCUUGCAAUGACAGCAAAAGCCAAGAUUAAAGGCACGGUUUCGGCGUCAGCGGGGACAAUCAGAAAAGCGCUUCAUAAAGUCCUUGCAAAGUCUUGAAAAUAAAGGAUAAAAGAGACGUUUGUGAGUUCAAUUUGUCACGAAUGUACAAAAGGUUUCUGAAAAAAAUUCUCGGGCUGAAGAAAUUUUUUCAGUUGACAUGAACUCAUUUCAAUCAGUUAGCUCUAAAUUUCGUUUCGUAUA